Messenger RNA from Trifolium pratense (red clover), 561 nucleotides. RefSeq lists its product as uncharacterized. Bases 1 to 561 code for a protein of 186 amino acids. The transcript has a single exon. The record is from RefSeq and is a predicted model, not a curated record. NCBI's taxonomy places the organism in Eukaryota, Viridiplantae, Streptophyta, Magnoliopsida, Fabales, Fabaceae.
AUGUCAUCUUGCAAAUCAUGUCCCACUCCAGUUGACACUAAACCAAAGCUCAACUCCAAUGCCAACACUCCAUAUGAAGAUCCAUCCUUAUACCGUAGUCUUGUCGGUGCUCUUCAAUAUCUUACUUUCACAAGACCAGAUAUCUCGUAUGCAGUGCAACAGAUAUGUUUAUUUAUGCAUGACCCAGUGGACGACCACAUGCAAGCUCUUCAACGCAUUCUACGCUACAUUCGGGGUACUAGUCACUACUAUUUACAUCUUUAUCCAUCAUAUAUUACAUCACUGAUUUCUUAUACAGAUGCUGAUUGGGGUGGAUGUCCCGACACUAGACGGUCUACAUCAGGUUAUUGUGUUUUCCUUGGAGACAACUUACUCUCAUGGUCCUCUAAGCGCCAGCCUACAUUGUCAUGGUCUAGUUCUGAAGCUGAGUAUCGAGGUGUUGCCAAUGUAGUUUCUGACUCAUGUUGGUUACGUAACCUACUCCUAGAACUACAUUGUCUGAUCCACAAAGCCACUGUAGUAUAUUGUGACAAUGUUAGCGCAAUGUACAAAACAUAUUGA